AUACACCUGUGCCAACCUGUGUCCUACCUGCAUCACAUCGCUCUGCGCAUGCGCUAAUCAAAAAUAUCAAUCAAAAAUCGCGUGGGCCGCCAUAUUGAUAAAGUGCUUUGUAGUUUAAUGGCUUCGGAAGAUUUUUAACAAUGAUUUAUUCAAGUGAUUUACCUGUAAUGGCAUGAAAUGUGCUUGAAUCUUAUUGUUUUUCUCGCAUGAUCGGCUGUGGAGAAUGUGGCUACGUAGCGAGAAGCGUGGCGUCAGGGGCUUGCGCAAAUUUGGAUUAAACUCCAACAGACGGCAGCAGUCACACUCUAGGAAGAAGUCUACUUGGGUACCCAAGUCCAAGUCACUGUCACUCUACAGGAACAUCAAGAAUUCAAAAAGAAACUACCAGGGGGCUUCUAAACCGCUAGAAAAGGCUGCCAACGCGGUAUCAGAGGAGCUGAAAGAGAACUACCAAGUCCAGGUGGUGCCAGAGAUAUAUGAAGAGCAGAGUGUUGUCUGUAACGUAAAUAAUGCUACUGUCAGAGAUAUGGCACAGACAGAAGGGUACUACUACACUGAAACUACUGAAUCGACUAGCAGUGACGAAAAGGAGCCAGAGAUCAUGGAUACUGACCUUCCAAAGGAAAUGGAAUAUUCGUCCAUAGAGCUGGUUGGUAAUUUACAAGUUGCUAACAACAAUGAAUUUACAGAUAAAAUGCAAUUCAACAUCACCCAGAAGAAAGCUUGUGAAUAUAGAAAAGAAAAAUACAAUGCUUAUGGAUUGGAGUACUCGGAGGAAGAAGCUAUUUGUGAUAACAUGUACUAUGAGUAUCCAGGAGGCUAUCAAGAUCUGCAGAUCGACAUGACAGACUUAAACAAUGUUACCACCCAAGAGUUUACCAACCUGCUGGAUGAGGAGAUGACAAAAAAUCUGAAUUGUGCUAAUGUUAUCUAUGAUUACACCUCCAUAUAUACCUCGGCUAUUUCUAAUAACAUCAUUGCGAGCGUUGAAGCUCCCAAUGAGGUUGAAAGGCUUGACAGAAGGCCAGAACAUGUUGAGGUGGUUGAAGACACUUGGGAGGCGUUUGAUCCAUAUUUAUUUAUCAAACAUCUGCCGCCACUAACAUUCGAGAUGAGGUCCAAGUGUCCGGCAUUGCCGCUCAAGACGAGAUCCAGUCCAGAAUUCAGUUUGGUGCUAGAUUUAGAUGAAACCCUGGUGCAUUGCAGUCUACAGGAGCUCAAGGAUGCCAGUUUUCAUUUCCCAGUACUUUUCCAGGAUUGUUCUUACACUGUUUAUGUGCGCACUAGACCGUUCUUCCGAGAAUUUAUGGAAAAGGUGUCUCAAAUAUUCGAGGUAAUUCUCUUCACUGCCUCAAAGAGAGUGUACGCUGAUAAGUUGUUGAAUCUACUGGAUCCAGAGAGGAAGUGGAUCAAGUACAGGCUGUUUCGAGAACACUGUAUUUGUGUAAAUGGGAAUUAUAUCAAAGAUCUCACCAUUCUAGGCAGAGAUUUGUCUAAAACUAUCAUCAUUGAUAAUUCCCCGCAAGCUUUUGGAUACCAUUUGAACAAUGGGAUCCCCAUAGAGAGUUGGUUUGAAGAUAGAAGUGACUCGGAACUCAUGAAGUUGUUACCAUUUUUAGAGAACCUCGUACAAGUGAAUGAAGAUGUGAGGCCACACAUCAGGAACAAAUUCAAGCUUUUCAGCUACUUGCCGCCAGACUAAGACCUCCAUCUGUCAUAGACAAUCUCUCAAAUAAAUUUCAAAAUGAUUUUUGAAUUUCUUUUUAUGUUUGUAUUUGUAUGUACUGUUAAAGUACUGACUGACCCUCUUUGAAACUGUUCUGAAAAAUUUAAAGGUAAAAUUAUUAGAAUAUUUAUAUGGUGCCUUCAAAAUUGACGUUCUUUAUAUUUUGUUGGUACUUUUUUGGCAUAUCGUAGCGAUUAUUGGUCGCUUUAGGCCAUUUUUCUAAAAAUAGUGUUUUUUUUUUCUUUAGUUGCUGAAUUGUCAGUUGUCCACAGUAAUAAUGCAAAAAAUAGAUGUCACGAGAUUUAAUGUGUUACUUGUUAUUUUUACCUGCUUUGAAUAUUAACACAAAUAAUAGUUCAACAAUUUUAUGAGCAGAAUUGUAACUGCAUUUUUUUGAAAUAAUUAGGAUGAUAUCGGUUUUGAUUUGCAGUCGACAAAAUAAUGCUUCCGCUCUGCAAUUUAAUUGCGAUUUAUCCGAUCUUCAAAGAAGUACCGACAUUUAGUUAGAAACAGUGCGAAAAGAAAACUGAAAAAAAAACUAUUUCUCGUGUGCAAUAAUUUAUAAUGUGAUGAAACUGUUUUAUGAAAUUAGCUAGACUAACAAAUCCAUUUUACAAUGUUGGUCAGUAUUUUAAGAAAUAUAUAAGCUGUUCAAAGUUAGUGGACAUUAUUAGCGUUAGAUGUUGAUCACUCUACAGAAUGUAAAUGUUUUGUUGAUAUUCGGGAUUAUUAUCAUUAAUACCACGACAUUUUGUUCAACCAUUAAUUUUACUGGUAUUAGAAUUUUUUAACAUACUGAGCUUUGAACAACUCAUGUAAAUGAUAUAUUUUUAUUUUCAAAAACUUAUGAUCAUGUUACCAACAGUAUGAUUCAGACAAUCUAAAACAGCAUAAAGGUUGUGGAUAUUAACCGUUUUUUGAGAGAAAGGUAAGACCUUUAGGGUCAUCUUGUUGAUGGUUUCUGUUAACUAGUUUUAUAUUUUACUCCUGACUGUGUUUUUUAGAUGUCUGAAUAGCUGUAGCAUUGGUAACAUUCACACAAGAUGUGUGUAUAUAUAUUGGGGAACAAAAAUAGUUCUUGCAAUGAGAUAAAAAACUAAAAUGAAAUAUAGUGGCAGUUUUAAGCACAAAAGUAUAUACAUAUGUUUUUUGUUGAUACUUUUUAUAAUUACAUUAUAAUCUGAUGUUACAAUUUUUAUAUUUUAUUGUAAUAUUUUUUUUUGCAUUAUUUAUGCACGCAUACUUCUGGAGGCGCAGUCGAAAAGAUAUUCUUAGGACCAGAAAAUAAGUUCAAAAACUUUUAGUAUUAAAAUGAAGCUUAAUUGAGAGUGGAUCUAUAAUAAUUCAUGUGCAAUAUAAAGUAUGUAUUAAUAUUUCCCUGGAAGGGUAGUUUGUCUAUCCAAAGUUCCAUUUUGCUCGAGAGAAAUGUCUAAUAAUUUUCAGAUUUUCUGUUUUUAAAAAAGGUUUUGUUAUAGAUUCACCCUUUAAAAAAUUGAUCUCUUAAUCUGUACAAUUUCAUGACAUUAUUUUAUCGUAUGACUUUGAUUCCUUAGUUAUGGUCCUAUAAUUUGAUGUACUAAGUAGGCCAAACAUUUUUUUGGUGAAAGUUCAUACAUUUAUUUCAACUCCAAGCAUUACUUUCAAAAUGUUAUACCAUCCCAAGUAUGCAGGAUGCUGAAAUGUGUGAAACAUGUAAAUUCACUUAUUUUUGUGAUUACCGUGUGGGACAUAUUAAAUAUCGUGGAAUGUCAGACUAUUUUACCUUUAAGGUGCAGACUACACUAUUUUUCCUGACGAAGUUCGAGAAAGGUACAGUUGACUCCCGAUUAUCCGAGCCGACAUGGCCUGGACCCCCUCUCGGAUAAUUGGCGGUUCGGAUAAUCCGACUUUAUUAUAUAUUUUUUUUUAAAUGGACAAAUACAUGACUGUUCUCAAUUAUUUUAUUGUAAAUAAAGUAGAGUCACAUAUUUCUAUUUAUUAUAGAAAAUUCGACAAAAAGAACUUGGAAAUGUAUGUAGCAUAUAUAAGUAAAAAUAUUAAUAUGCCUUAAAAUAACUGUCAAUACGAGAUUGCUUCUUCUUUGAGUUUCUCUUUCUUGCUGCGUUAUUACUCAGUCUUCUUAAAAGUAAAAGUCUGAUGCGGUGGACUCGGGUUGCUGUUCUACAUACUGUAAGGCUUUGUCUAAAGCAGUAAAGCCAUCGUGAUUUGAAGUACUAUCGACUAUAAUAACCUCUAUACCUUCCUAUUUUUUUUAAGCUGUUUUACUUCUAUGGUCUGAUCAGAGGCAGUUAUUUCCUCUAAAGAAAACUCUUGCUCGUGGUCGGCGACUUUUAAUGUUAAAGCCAGCCGAUUCUCGUGCUUGACUGACCCAGUAGACAUCUUUUAAUUUAAUCUGCGCAGAGAUGUGGCAAGGUCGUCAGUUUCUGUUAAUUGCAACACAUGUCCAAGAAACAACCGUAUAUAAUUCUUCUUCAGGUUUUCAAGAACACCUUGAUCCAUGGAUUGUACAAGGCUGGUGACGUUUGGCGGCAAAAAUUUAACAGUAAAUUUACCUACACGAAGAUCUCCGGGAUGUGAUGGGGCAUCCAUAAGCAAAAGAGCCUUUAUUGGGAGUUUGCGAUUCUUCAAAAUUUUCGUCAGUGGAACAAACUGCUCUUUAAACCAAACAGUAAACAACUUCGCAUCCAUCCAAGCACUUUUUGAUAAACUGGAAGUGCAUUUGGAGAAAUAUUUUUUAAGGCUCUUGGAUAGGUUGUGUGUGUGUACCUGACGCAUUCGCACAGGCUAUUAGAGUAAUCCUCUUUUUACUCGGUUUAAGACCUGAAGCUGCCGUUCCCUGUUUUGAUGCUAGUGAACUUUGAUGGAAGCAACUUAAAGUUAAGACCAGUUUUCACCACAAUUAUAGACUUGGACCAAUGUAUAACCUUUUAUUAGAAUUUUAAAUGUUUACUAAAAAAUUGCGUCAGCAUUUUUAUCUGCUACAAACUUUUAACCAGAUACAGCUAACUGUCGCACACCAUAUCUCUUCUUCCAUCGAGUAGGCCAACCAUCACUGGCCAUAAAAUGGUCUGGAAAUUCCCUGGUUAUCAUGACGGCUUUUUGUUGUAAAAUUGGUCCAGCAAUAGGAACACCUUUUGCUCUUUGUUGCGUAAACCAUGUAAACAGUAUUCGAUUAAUUUUCAAUAUCUUCAGUAUUCUUCGGAUUUCUUCUCCAAUCCGCAAUUUGCCUACCCCAUAUUCCCUUGCUAUUGCUGCCACUGAUUCACCAGCCUUUUGAUGACUUUUAACUGUUACAACUUUUUACUUUUUCCCAUCCUUUAUCUAGGACUUAUUAUUGAAAUGUCGUAACAAUGCACACACGCCCGUAUGCCCCGUUCAGCACCAAAUGACAGCGAACUAAAUCCCCGAUCGUCGACUUCUGAUGAUGCGACAAUUCGGUGAUUCCCCGUAAAGAACAUGCUAUUUACACGUGAAACUCGAAUAAUACGGCGGCUGUUUCGGUUAAUGCAGAUUAAGCUUAUUACUUUUUUGCAGUAUGUAUGUAGGAAUCAUUCGGUUAAUCCGGCCAUUGGAAAAUCGGGAGUCUACUGUACGAUACUAAAUAGGUUGUAAUAUGCGCAUGAUCUGUGCCAACAGUGCUGUGUAUUAGAGUACAUAGCUUUUGACAUGAGAGCAGUGUCGUUACUUCACCUUAAGAUGUUGCAACUCACUUUGUAUACCAGGUUUAUGAUGUGCAACACCAUCUUUAGGACAUGGUAAUCGCAAAUUGGUGGGAUUCGAACCAAUAACUUUGGAAAUCGGUAUUUAUUUUUUAUUUAUUUAGUUUAUGUUUUAUUAAAAUGUGAAAAAUCAGACGGAAUGAGUUGUGAAGCAUUCCAAUUUGUUAAAUGGCUUUUUCUUUGUUUUAUUUAUACAGGUGCUAAAAUAUGCACCUCAAUUUUAUGACAAACGUUUUCGUUCUUAUAUUUUAUUAAAAAUCGAUUUCCAUAGAAGAUAUGAAGUUGCAUUAGAAUUUGUCGAAUUAUCAUUUUUGGCCUACUCUAAGCUGUUAAACAUUAUUUAUUAAUAUUGUAUCUUAGUUUUAUCAAUAGUCUCCUUUGUUCUCUCGUAUUAUUUUUUCGCAGUAAAAAGCGUUUCUGUAUUUAAAAACACUCCCUUUAUUUUUUACUAUUUUUGCAAUAACAAUCAUACUUACUGGUUAUGUACUUAUAAAGUUGUUGAUUUUAUAUGUUAUGUAGUAAAGAUGCUUCUGACGCAUUAUAUAUCAUUUGCAUUUUACAUCUCCUAAUAGGGAUUUUCAGGAAUCUUAUUCACAGAUUUAGCUUUCAUUGUUUUGUUGUUCGAAGUUUUUUACAAUUCAUUGUCAAAAAAAGUAUGCUACAUAUUUUGCAUGUUGCAUUUAUAUCAAAUCAUCAAAUCUCAUUGAUCAAUCAAGUUAUAUUAACCAUGAUUAUGAGAUCAAAAGAAAUCAAAACAAUGAAAGUACCUGCUUUGGAAAACCAUCGUUUUUACUAUCAAUCAUAUUAUUUUUUUAAUGUCAAAUAUCCUGUUAGGAGGUUUCAGAUCAUGUUUAACAUGUUGCCCACAGAAAUUCCUAUGUAUAUGCUUUAACACGAUUAAUUUUUUAAGUGUAUAACGUUAAUUUGUUUUUAUUUGCUAUUGCAUAGGUAUUUGGUAGGUUUACCACAAUAAAUAUAAUACUCUUAA
Acanthoscelides obtectus is the source of this 6433-nucleotide messenger RNA. Lineage: Eukaryota; Metazoa; Arthropoda; Insecta; Coleoptera; Chrysomelidae. The record is from the annotation of a GenBank genome assembly.